AGGUGUGCUCAGUGGUGAAGUACUUUUAUAUUUCUAUUAUUAUUAUUAUUAAAUAAUAAAUAAUCAAGAUUUGUUUAUUAUUUAUAAAUAUUCUCUUAAAUAAAUUAUUGCAUAAGGUAUAUUGCAAUGUUUAACGUGGGAUUGGGUAAUACAGAGAUAAAGGGGUAAAUUUUCAUCAGUGUCUCUGGUUAGGUAUCAAUAAUGUCUUCUGACCCGGGACUACCGAUAAAAAAGGAACUGGACACGUUUCCGGACUGUUCGCCGUCCAAUAGCGACCUGUAUUCACCCACCACUACCACACAGCAACCAAUCAUAAGCGAAAACAUCAUACAAUCAUCUGAUGGCCUGGAGUACCACGAUACGUACGAAAUGAUGAAAAUAUCCCAUAGAUCCCCGGUGAGCCCCGAGAGACAGUACUGCUCAUCAACCACUCAACCACACACAGAUUCCGGGCACAAUGAGUUGGACGUGAAACCGGAAGACGACUCGCCCCGGAGGCUGUGCCUCGUUUGCGGGGACUUCGCCUCCGGUUUCCACUACGGCGUGGCCUCCUGCGAGGCCUGCAAGGCCUUUUUCAAACGCACCAUCCAGGGCAACAUUGAGUACACGUGUCCCGCCUCCGGGGACUGCGAGAUUAACAAAAGACGACGGAAGGCGUGUCAGGCCUGUCGCUUCCGGAAAUGUUUACGUUCCGGGAUGUUGAAGGAGGGAGUGCGGCUGGACAGGGUGAGGGGGGGCCGGCAAAAGUAUCGACGGAACCCCGACAGUCCUUAUCAGGUUCAGGUGGUGACGGCCUUGAAGCCUCACGUGUUAUUGGAGGAUAUAAAAAUGCUGGAAGCGUUAGUUGCUUGCGAGCCGGACUGCUUGGAAAUCAACACGACCUUGGAGGGUUCCAAGCAUCGCACCCUGGCGAUUUUGAGCGACUUGUACGAUCGGGAGUUGGUGGGGAUUAUUGGGUGGGCCAAGCAAAUACCUGGUUUUUCAGAUUUGUCCUUGAACGACCAGAUGAGGCUUUUGCAGAGCACUUGGGCGGAAAUUUUGACUUUAACUUUGGCGUAUCGCAGUUUGCCGUUGAGCAGUUUGGGCCGGUUGAAGUUCGCCAUGGACUUCACCAUGGACGAGAAACAAUCGAAGGACUGCGGGGCCAUCGAGUUAUACCAGACCUGUUCCCAUAUUGUGGAACGUUUGGAGUCUUUGGCCAUAAACAAGGAGGAGUACUACCUGCUCAAGGCUCUGGUGCUCACCAAUUCCGACGUGAAACUGGACGAAUAUCAGAGUUUGAAGAAGUUCAGGGAUGGGAUUUUGGGGGCCAUGUCGGAUGCCAUAAGCAUAUUGAGACCGAAUAAUUGCCUGACCCAGAUCCAGCAGAUUAUGCUGUGCCUCCCCGCUCUGAGACAAGCGGAUCAGACGGUGCGGAAAUUCUGGUCCGACGUCCACAGUCGGGAUCUGGUGACGAUGAACAAAUUGUUUCUGGAAAUGUUGGAGGCCUCCAAUAAUCGGUAGCCAUAGAGGGAGGGAGUGGGAAAGAGGGAGGCUUAAAUACGGGUCGUUCAGGUUGUGAAUUCAUUUAUUUUUUCGUUGUUGUUGUGUAUUAAAUGAGAAAUCGAGGUUAGAAUAAUAAUGACUACUUAUAUUAAGCAAUUCAUGUGAUUUUUUUAAGUGUGGGUGUUUUGACAAUAAGAAAAGUGUUUGUUCGCCCCCCCCCCCCCGACAUGUAUAUUUUAUAGUUGUAAAUAUAAAUUUAAUAAUGGAAA
Messenger RNA from Anthonomus grandis grandis, 1754 nucleotides. It is a transcript of the gene ERR, whose product is annotated as steroid hormone receptor ERR2. Lineage: Eukaryota; Metazoa; Arthropoda; Insecta; Coleoptera; Curculionidae. The transcript is spliced from 8 exons. The coding region runs from base 202 to 1503 and encodes 433 amino acids. Gene Ontology annotation, biological process: regulation of DNA-templated transcription. Gene Ontology annotation, molecular function: nuclear steroid receptor activity; sequence-specific DNA binding; steroid binding. Gene Ontology annotation, cellular component: nucleus. The record is from RefSeq and is a predicted model, not a curated record.